UACCUUGCGUGACCGAUGUUUUAACAACUGCAGCACAACGAAUUUUAAGACUAUCGAUACUAUCGACAGAGCUAUCGAUUGCUUGGCAGCUUUAGUGUGUGGUUCAUGGAGUAAAAAAAUUGCUGCCUAAAUAUGAUCGAAAUAAACAAAACUGCAAUUGGAAUUGCAGCGGGUCUGGCUGGCACAUUGUUUAUUGGUUAUUGCAUUUAUUUUGACAACAAACGCCGCAGCGAACCGGACUACAAAAAAAAAGUUCGCGAUCGCCGUCGGCGCAACCGUAAAGUUGGAUCUGCCAAGCAAGGAAUGCCAAAUUUGAAUGACCACGAGGCUAUAGAAAGAUAUUUCCUUCAGGAAAUUCAGCUAGGUGAAACCUUGAUAGCUCGUGGCGAUUUCGAAAGUGGCGUCGAGCAUUUAGCAAACGCAAUCGUUGUAUGUGGCCAGCCCGCACGCCUCCUGCAAGUGCUACAAUCUUCUUUACCGGCUCAAGUGUUUGCAAUGUUGAUUAUCAAAAUGCAAGAAUUCGGUAAUAGGGCCACAGAAUCCAGCGAUGGAUUGGUUUCAGGACCACGCUCGAGCCAAAAUGAGACCUCUUCAAAUAUUUUAGAAACUUCCGGAAAUGGAGCCAUUGAUGAUUUAGAAUAAUAUUUGAAAAUAAACAGAUGAGCCUGGCAUAUAUA
Molecule: messenger RNA, 677 nt
Organism: Drosophila virilis
Lineage: Eukaryota; Metazoa; Arthropoda; Insecta; Diptera; Drosophilidae
Gene: Tom20
Product: translocase of outer membrane 20
Biological process (GO): protein targeting; intracellular protein transport; protein import into mitochondrial matrix
Cellular component (GO): mitochondrial outer membrane; mitochondrial outer membrane translocase complex
Molecular function (GO): transmembrane protein transporter activity
Source: RefSeq, a predicted model, not a curated record